Messenger RNA from Anopheles bellator, 3054 nucleotides. RefSeq names its product DNA topoisomerase 3-alpha (gene Top3alpha). Gene Ontology annotation, cellular component: chromosome; nucleus. Gene Ontology annotation, biological process: DNA topological change. The transcript has 4 exons. Gene Ontology annotation, molecular function: DNA topoisomerase type I (single strand cut, ATP-independent) activity; DNA binding; zinc ion binding. The record is from RefSeq and is a predicted model, not a curated record. NCBI's taxonomy places the organism in Eukaryota, Metazoa, Arthropoda, Insecta, Diptera, Culicidae. Bases 1 to 3054 code for a protein of 1017 amino acids.
AUGUUACGUUUGGUACAGAGCCGGCUAGUUUUUGCAAGAUAUUGCCACAAAGGUCCUCCGGUCAUCGGUAGCGGAUGUGGUGAAAAAAUGAAGUACCUCAAUGUGGCCGAGAAGAACGAUGCCGCCAAAACCAUCUCAGGACUGCUGUCGCGAGGAGCAUCUCAGAGGAGAGAAGGCUACUCGCAGUACAACAAGAUCUACGAGUUCGACUACAAUGUGCAUGGCCAGUCGGUGAAAAUGGUGAUGACAUCGGUGUCCGGGCACUUGUUGAACCACGAAUUUCUGCCCAGCUUUCGUGGCUGGCAGAGCUGCAACCCGGAGGAUCUGUUCGAUGCACCGGUUCGCAAGAGUUGCCCGGAGUCGUACAUAAAUAUUAAGAAAACUCUCGAACGCGAAAUCCGAGGCUGCACAGCGCUCAUCAUCUGGACCGAUUGCGAUCGGGAGGGAGAAAACAUUGGGUUCGAGAUUAUCGAGGUGUGCACUGCGAUCAAGGCGCAACUGCGCGUAUUUCGUGCAAAGUUUUCCGAAAUUACGGCUACAUCUAUUAAACGAGCAAUCGAAAAUCUGAUUCAACCGGACGCCCGGCAGAAUGCGGCCGUUAACGUGCGCAGUGAACUCGAUUUACGAAUCGGAGCGGCAUUCACACGCUAUCAAACGCUACGGCUACAGAGAAUCUUCCCGCAGGACAUAUCCAACAGUCUGGUAUCGUACGGAAGUUGCCAGAUCCCGACGCUCGGUUUUGUAGCGCAACGGUAUAAGGAGAUUGAAAACUUUAUACCCCAGAGCUUCUGGAAGAUAAAACUAACGCACACCAUCGGAGAGCUGACGGUUGAGUUCAAUUGGACCCGCAAUCGACUCUUCGACAAGCAGUGCUGCGAGGCAUAUCUGAUGGUCUGCCAGGCAAACCCGGAGGCAAAGGUGGUGAACGUGACGGAAAAACCCAAGAACAAAUGGCGCCCCACACCGAUGGACACGGUUGAGCUGGAGAAGCUGGGAUCUCGCAAGCUUAAAAUGAACGCUAAACAGGUGAUGACGAUCGCCGAGAAGCUGUACACACAAGGUAUCAUCAGUUAUCCGCGUACGGAGACGAACAUGUUCACGGCUGACAUGAAGCUGACCCCACUGGUGCAGGCGCAUGUCAGUAGCCCACAGUGGGGCUCAUUUGCUGAGAAAGUCCUCCAGUGGGGUCCGAAUCCGCGCAACGGGAAAAAGUCCGAUCAAGCCCAUCCUCCAAUCCACCCGACGAAGCUACCGACCAACCUGUCCGGUGACGAGUGGCGCGUGUACGAGCUCAUCGCACGCCACUUUCUCGCGUGCGUUAGCCGCGACGCCACCGGUUCCGAAACAAUCGUGAACGUGGUCAUCGGUGAAGAAGAGGAAGAGUUCACCGCGUCCGGACUGUGCAUUCACGAGCGCAACUAUCUCGAAGUGUACCCGUACGACCGGUGGAACGCGAGAGAGAUACACGACUACCGCGUUGGCCACACGUUCGAGCCGACCGAGCUCGGACUGCACGAGGGAUCUACGACGGCGCCGAAUAUGCUGACGGAAGCGGAUCUGAUAGCGCUGAUGGAGAAGCACGGCAUCGGAACGGAUGCGACCCACGCCGAACACAUCAACACGAUCAAGGAGCGUGGAUAUAUUGGAGAACGCGAUCGGGGUUUUCUGGUGCCCGGUACGCUCGGGAUGGGGCUGGUCGAAGGGUACGAAAUGAUGGAGCUCCGGUUGGCCCACCCCGAGCUGCGAGCUGGUCUCGAGGUGGACCUUAAACUUAUCUGCGAGGGUCGUAAGGAUCCGGAUGCCGUGCUCGCCGAACAGAUUGGCAAGUACAAAGAGGUGUAUCGGGUUAUGUCACAAAAAGCACGAUCACUCGAUCAAGCGCUCGGGCAGCGCUUGAAUCAGACGCCUCGGGAUCCACCACCGGAUGGAGCGGCAGCGAUUGGUGGUGCGUCUUUGAGGGAAGUCUGCAAAUGUCCCAAGUGUGGCCAGGGGAUGUGUCUUCGACAAAAGCGGGACGCCAGCACAUAUCACUUGGGGUGCGUUGGGUUUCCCGACUGCAGGAACAGCGUGUGGUUCGAUGACUCGAUCCGCGAAGCCGCCGUGACCGAUGACACGUGUGCCCGGUGUGGCAGCAAAAAGAUGGUAGUCAAGUUCCGGCAGCUUCACUACUAUGGGCUACUGCAGUCCACGGACAUGAGCGAGUAUCGCACGUGUAUCGUGUGCGAUAGUAAGUUCCGUGGAUUGCUCAACAUCAACGAAGCUUCCGUACGACAAGCCACGGCGCCAUCGGCAGGCACGACAAACAGCUGGGGAACUGCCAAUCAGACCAUUCGACCACCUGCAUCGCCCAUCGCAAGGACCGGAAAUGGUAGUGGUCGAACGAAUAGCAGCACGUGGGGCACUUCAAGUAGCCAAACCAAUCGACUUCCACCACCCGGUGGCAGUGAAAAUGGCGCUCCGAAUGGAAUUGGCCGAUCAAACAGUACCAGUGGCACCAGCUCCUGGGGCCAAUCCGGAAACACAGCAUCGAGUGGCUGGGGAACCAACCAGUCGUCAUCGUCCAACCGGGGCACUAAUAGUAGCACGUCUGGCUGGGGCAAGCCUCCCGACAAUCGAAACAGUACCUGGAGCCGUCCGGGUGGGGGGCAACAGGUGGCAGAAGAUGACAACGAAAUUCUGUGUCGUUGUGGUACGCCAGCGAUUAGGCUUACGGUGAGAAAAGAAGGUCCCAACACAGGGCGGCCAUUUUACACCUGCCCGAAUCAGGCCGACAAGUGUGGGUUCUUCAAGUGGGGUGAUGAGGAUGUGCGUCCAGCGAGUGUGGGUUGGUCUUCCGGCGGGGGUUCGUCAAGCUGGGGAGGCGCAGGGCAAUCAGCAGGCCCCAGUCGGGGAAGCAAUAAUGGCCAAACGGGAGGACGAGGUAACAAUGGUUCCGUUGGUUCGGGUGCGACAGGUAGCCGACCGACGAAAACGGUACGUAAGUGUGGCCUGUGUCGGCAGGAAGGGCACACGAAGAACAAAUGUCCCCAGCGGACGGGGGCAUCCGAUGAAUGA